ACUUGCUUGCCAGUGUCAAAGAUAUGUCUAAGGCUUUGAUAAAUCGCUGAGUUUAUUGAAAUUUCUUCCGUUUUUCUCGAUCUGUUUGCAAGAUACGAUAUUCCGUCCCUAUUACCGAGAUAUUUUCUAAGAGAAGCAAACGAAAUACAAAAUGGCUGUCGCAUUACCAAUGGAGUCUAACCCUGAGACUAUGAACAGAUACCUUGAAAAACUAGGAGUUCCAAAUAAAUGGCGUAUGGUAGACGUUGUAAGUUUGGAAGCGGAUGCCUUGAAAUGGGUACCGCGACCCGUAUUAGCCGUUAUACUCCUGUUUCCACUCUCCGAAACCUACGAACAACAUCGAGCUCAGCAAGAGAGUGAACUGCUAAAAAAAGGGCAACAAGCUCCCAAAGAUGUCUUUUAUUUGAAGCAAGUUCUAAGCACCGUUUGUGGAACCAUUGCGUUGGUACACAGCAUUGCAAAUAACACCAAUAAAAUCGAGCUUGAAGACGGACUCUUGAAGAAUUACAUAAAUGAUGCAAAAGGACUUGACGCUGCAGGCAAAGGAGCUCUUUUAGAGAAUUCUGUCCAUAUUUUGCAAGCUUAUAAGGAUACUGUAGAAUCAGCUGACCAAGCAACAGGAGAAGAAAGCGAAACUAUGAACAAUCACUUCGUAACGUUCAUCCAUAAAGAUGGAAAUCUUUACGAGUUGGAUGGAUGUAAGUCUUCGCCGAUAAACCACGGACCAACGACCGCUGAAAGUCUCCUGGAAGACGCUGCGAAGAUAUGCCGCGAGUUCAUUGCGCGGGAACCAGAUAACAUUGGUUUUAAUGUAGUAGCGCUUGUUUCUAAUCAAUAAACUCUGUUUUUCUGUUUAUCUCGAUAAAGUUGGUGGUUGAUCUGUAAUAAAACUUUUU
Maniola jurtina (meadow brown) is the source of this 896-nucleotide messenger RNA. Its product is annotated as ubiquitin carboxyl-terminal hydrolase-like. The record is from RefSeq and is a predicted model, not a curated record. NCBI's taxonomy places the organism in Eukaryota, Metazoa, Arthropoda, Insecta, Lepidoptera, Nymphalidae. Bases 152 to 838 code for a protein of 228 amino acids. Gene Ontology annotation, biological process: protein deubiquitination; ubiquitin-dependent protein catabolic process. Gene Ontology annotation, molecular function: cysteine-type deubiquitinase activity. The transcript has a single exon. Gene Ontology annotation, cellular component: cytoplasm.